UUGAUCCCUCUUACUUAUACUAUUAUCUUCAUCUCCUUAUAUUUCUUGUCCUAAAAGAUGGUUUCGUUUGAUCGAGAAACAGUACUACUUCCAUCAGUUUUGGCGUUUAUUCUCGUUUGUUGCUGCUUCGUUGUCGACUCUAGAGCUGAUUGUGGCAUACCGGUAAAUACCAUCGUUGUUGAUCGGCAGCCGGGCCAAGGAAACUAUGUUACGAUUCAAGAGGCUGUUAAUUCAAUCCCAUCGGGGAAUUCUCAAUGGAUCAUUAUCCAGCUUAAUCCUGGAAAAUACGAGGAAAGGGUGAACAUUACAAGUGACAAGCCCUGCAUUGUGCUUCAAGGAUAUGAUAGAUAUAACACUUCAAUUGAAUGGAACCAGGGAACUACGGAGAAUCCCUUCGAUACUGCUGGUUUCACUUCCAAUGCUGAGAAUUUUGUGGCCAAAAAUAUAACCUUUAAGAACACGUAUAAUUUGGGGGUACAAGAAUUGCCGAUAGCUAAGGCUGUAGCAGCAGCCAUAAUAGGAGAUAAAUCUUCAUUCUACGACUGCAGUUUCAUUAGUGUUCAAGAUACGCUUGCCGACCAAUCUGGCCGCCAUUAUUUCCGUAACUGCCAUAUUGAAGGGGCUAUGGAUUUCAUAUUUGGCAACGGACGGUCCAUCUAUGAGGAUUGCGAAAUAUUGGUACAACCAUAUCCCGAUCCAGUUAAUAUCGUCAAAAGUGUUAUAACGGCACAAGAGAGGGCAAAUGAGGAACAAACGACAGGCUUUGUUUUCAAGUUUGGAAAAAUAAAUGGUGUACAAAAUCCGCCGACCUGGCUCGGAAGAGCUUUGACAAGUUUUUCGACUGUCCUUUUCAAAAACAUGAGCUUUUCUAGUGAUGGCCUAGUCAACAUUACGAGUGAAAGAUGGGAUAACAUGGGCCUUAGCGUAACAGGAAUUGUGUACGCGGAAGCAAAUAAUACUGGGUCAGGAGCCGACAUACGUAGUGAUGCAGUGACGUCGGAGAAGAAUCUUUCGGUGGAGCAGUGGAAUUAUUACACUGACAUAUCUUUCAUCGACCAGGAUCAUUGGCUGGGCCAACAACCCUAGAUACCCAAAUACAUGCAUGUAGUAAUUUUUUGAAUUCUUACGGCAUUUCAAUCAAUACUUAUAAUGUUUUUUUCUUAUUUAUAAGAAGAUACUCCAUGCUUAACGAGUUUGGAACUUGGUAUAAUAUCACCCAAUGACAGAAUUAUCGCGGCA
Molecule: messenger RNA, 1239 nt
Organism: Papaver somniferum (opium poppy)
Lineage: Eukaryota; Viridiplantae; Streptophyta; Magnoliopsida; Ranunculales; Papaveraceae
Product: probable pectinesterase 15
Exons: 5
Coding region: 58-1086 (342 amino acids)
Biological process (GO): cell wall modification
Molecular function (GO): pectinesterase activity
Source: RefSeq, a predicted model, not a curated record